UCUGAUGUUCAAGAUAUGUGCUCUGAAACUCAUGUCCGUGUGUCUCUGCAGGCUCUUAAUGGAUUCAUGACAGCAUUUAGACCCGUCGGGAGUUUUGUACACAACUUUGUGUCCUUGACACAGCAGCAAAACCUGUACGGUAUGCGGAGCGCCACGCUAAUGCAGGCCAUGAUUAACCUCACGCUCGCUGAGAUCGCCGCUCCUUUCAAGCAGCAGAAUUUGACCGAUGAGCUGCAGGUUGAGUUUGACCCCACAGAUAUUGACGACUGGUUCACAUAUGUGGUCUCUCCGAUGCUCAGGCGAUUCCUGCCCGGCGACCUGGACGAAAUCCCAUCCAACCUCACGGCUGUCUUCCAUAACCAGUUCUACAUCGAGACGGGGAUGGGAUCUGAAGUCCAGAAUGAAAGUCAAGACAUCUGUAGCAUCAGUAUUGACGACAGAACGUGUGCCCUGACUGACCUGGUGGAGCACGUGUCCACUAUCCUGAACUGUGCAGCACGCUCGAACUUCACGCUCACAGAGGAGACGCUCUUGGAAGUUCUCCUUCAUCUCUCCCAGAACCUCAACGCUCUUCUGCAGCAGCUCUCCAUGACUAAUUUCAGUUCCCAGAGCUCGUACUUCGGUGACAUCCUGAAUCAAAUAGAUGACACCUUCACGAUGCAGAGCUUGCAGGACGAGUCUUUUGUCAGAUUAUGGUUCCAGGUCAAACUGAAGCCUCUUCUCUCCACGCUGACUCCAGAAUAUCUCACAUGCCUCAGUCACAAAGAGUUCAGCUGCCAAACCUUCCAGCUGCUUGUUUCAGAACUAAGUGACAACAUGUUUCUGAUGUCAGGAGAAGGACCACAGGAUGUGUAUAGAUAUUUCAUCCUCUCCUAUCUAAGCCUAAAAAAUGCUUCAGGUGGUUGUCUCGCUGAAAACAGCAGCGUCUGGGUGACCCAAAACCUUGGUGGAUUUUCACACUUUGCCAUGUUAAUGGAGAUGUACCAGCUGAAGCCAGACUUUAACGCUAUCGAUGCAAUCCCAGUUCUGUCUCCGAAUCAGCUGGCUGAACUGAUUGUUGAAGAUUUUCCUGGUCUCCCAGAGAAAAGCAUCAUCAUAAAUUUAGUUUUUGAUUAUAUCCUGAUUUCUCCAGUGGAGCGUGGUCUAUUUAUGAUGCUUGAACACCUCAUCAAGCUCGCUGACGAGAUGGGUCUGGAGUGCUCUUCAUACCAGCUCAUUGUUCAGAGACUGGAGGAGUUUUUGCUUCUUCCUUACAUGAUGGAACUGAUUCAGGAGAACAUAGACCUGUUGAAACAGAUGGCCUCACCUGGCUGUUUUCCUCCACCCUUUACGUGUAUUUCAACUCCUGUCAAUGAAACCUCAAUUUGCUCUGGAGUAAACGGUGAUGAGCUGAACGCUCUUCUGUCAACUGGUCUCAUGAGCGUCUCCUGUAAUAUCAGUCUGGAUCAGUACGCUUGUUCUCCGUUGAAUGACUUUACUGCUGUAAACCUGGCAGAUCUUCUGAUGUGUCAACUAUCCAGCAACAUCAGUUCAUCAAAGGAAAUCUGGAAACUGCUCUUCACUAAAACAGAUCAGGUUCUAGAUCAAGCGCUCAUCAUCUUCUCCAGCAUGACAGAAAAUAUGACUCAGCCAAUCAGAAGUGAGUCGCUGUCUCAAGUGCUGGAUGUGAUCGCUGAACUCAGACUGGAGCCGUUGAGUCCUGACCAAUGGAAUGUGUGGUUCAAUGAGAGUCUGAAGGCCUUUUUACCGUACGCAUCAUCCACACUAUUGCAGUGCAUGAUCAGCAAAAACCUCAGCUGUCAAACCUACCAACAACUUCUUCAGGAUUUUAAUAUGCAGUUCCAUCUAAUGGAUGAGAUGCAGAGAAGCAACAUGACGGAGUUCUUCAUCUUGCCCUUCCUCAGAAGAAACACAACAGAUCAAGGCUGUUUGCUCAGUUCUAACAGCAGCACUGAGUGGCUUCAGAUGAACUUUGGGUUGUUUGUUCAGUUCGUGUCUCUCAGAGAUCUGCUCUUCAUCGACCCAUUCUUUAAUCCUUUGGAGACUCUGGAUUAUCUCUCUGCAAACCAAAUGGUUGAACUGAUGGUUGAUGAUCUUCCUGAACUUACAGAGAAAGAUCUGAUCAUCAAUGAAGUGUUUGAUUAUCUGCUGGUGUCUCCUGUGGAACGAGGACUUCCUGAUGUUCUUCAAAUCCUGCUCAUACGCUCACAGACGACCAUUAUUCCAUGCAGUUCUUAUCUACUGAUUUUUGAGAAGUUGUUCAAUGCUUCAUCUUCUUUGCCAUCAUACAUGGAGACUCUGGUCCUUCAAAAAACUACAGAACUCAAGCAGAAUGGAGCAAAAGGCUGUAAACUUCCUCAACCUCCAACAUGUAUAUCUACAUUGGUCAAUGCUACCAGAGUCUGUGAAGGAGUCAACAGUGAUGAGCUGAACUCUCUUCUGUCAACUGGUCUCAUGAGCGUCUUCUGUAAUAUCAGUCUGGAUCAGUACGCUUGUUCUCCGUUGAAUGACUUUACUGCUGUAAACCUGGCAGAUCUUCUGAUGUGUCAACUAUCCAGCAACAUCAGUUCAUCAAAGGAAAUCUGGAAACUGCUCUUCACUAAAACAGAUCAGGUUCUAGAUCAAGCGCUCAUCAUCUUCUCCAGCAUGAUAGAAAAUAUGACUCAGCCAAUAAGAAGUGAGUCGCUGUCUCAAGUGCUGGAUGUGAUCGCUGAACUCAGACUGGAGCCGUUGAGUCCUGACCAAUGGAAUGUGUGGUUCAAUGAGAGUCUGAAGGCCUUUUUACCGUACGCAUCAUCCACACUAUUGCAGUGCAUGAUCAGCAAAAACCUCAGCUGUCAAACCUACCAACAACUUCUUCAGGAUUUUAAUAUGCAGUUCCAUCUAAUGGAAGAGAUGCAGAGAAGCAACAUGAUGGAGUUCUUCAUCUUGCCCUUCCUCAGAAGAAACACAACAGAUCAAGGCUGUUUGCUCAGUUCUAACAGCAGCACUGAGUGGCUUCAGAUGAACUUUGGGUUGUUUGUUCAGUUCGUGUCUCUCAGAGAUCUGCUCUUCAUCGACCCAUUCUUUAAUCCUUUGGAGACUCUGGAUUAUCUCUCUGCAAACCAAAAGGUUGAACUGAUGGUUGAUGAUCUUCCUGAACUUACAGAGAAAGAUCUGAUCAUCAAUGAAGUGUUUGAUUAUCUGCUGGUGUCUCCUGUGGAACGAGGACUUUCUGAUGUUCUUCAAAUCCUGCUCAUACGCUCACAGACGACCAUUAUUCCAUGCAGUUCUUAUCUACUGAUUUUUGAGAAGUUGUUCAAUGCUUCAUCUUCUUUGCCAUCAUACAUGGAGACUCUGGUCCUUCAAAAAACUACAGAACUCAAGCAGAAUGGAGCAAAAGGCUGUAAACUUCCUCAACCUCCAACAUGUUUAACUACAUUGGUCAAUGCUACCAGAGUCUGUGAAGGAGUCAACAGUGAUGAGCUGAACGCUCUUCUGUCAACUGGUCUCAUGAGCGUCUCCUGUAAUAUCAGUCUGGAUCAGUACGCUUGUUCUCCGUUGAAUGACUUUACUGCUGUAAACCUGGCAGAUCUUCUGAUGUGUCAACUAUCCAGCAACAUCAGUUCAUCAAAGGAAAUCUGGAAACUGCUCUUCACUAAAACAGAUCAGGUUCUAGAUCAAGCGCUCAUCAUCUUCUCCAGCAUGACAGAAAAUAUGACUCAGCCAAUCAGAAGUGAGUCGCUGUCUCAAGUGCUGGAUGUGAUCGCUGAACUCAGACUGGAGCCGUUGAGUCCUGACCAAUGGAAUGUGUGGUUCAAUGAGAGUCUGAAGGCCUUUUUACCAUACGCAUCAUCCACACUAUUGCAGUGCAUGAUCAGCAAAAACCUCAGCUGUCAAACCUACCAACAACUUCUUCAGGAUUUUAAUAUGCAGUUCCAUCUAAUGGAUGAGAUGCAGAGAAACAACAUGACGGAGUUCUUCAUCUUGCCCUUCCUCAGAAGAAACACAACAGAUCAAGGCUGUUUGCUCAGUUCUAACAGCAGCACUGAGUGGCUUCAGAUGAACUUUGGGUUGUUUGUUCAGUUCGUGUCUCUCAGAGAUCUGCUCUUCAUCGACCCAUUCUUUAAUCCUUUGGAGACUCUGGAUUAUCUCUCUGCAGACCAAAAGGUUGAACUGAUGGUUGAUGAUCUUCCUGAACUUACAGAGAAAGAUCUGAUCAUCAAUGAAGUGUUUGAUUAUCUGCUGGUGUCUCCUGUGGAACGAGGACUUCCUGAUGUUCUUCAAAUCCUGCUCAUACGCUCACAGACGACCAUUAUUCCAUGCAGUUCUUAUCUACUGAUUUUUGAGAAGUUGUUCAAUGCUUCAUCUUCUUUGCCAUCAUACAUGGAGACUCUGGUCCUUCAAAAAACUACAGAACUCAAGCAGAAUGGAGCAAAAGGCUGUAAACUUCCUCAACCUCCAACAUGUAUAUCUACAUUGGUCAAUGCUACCAGAGUCUGUGAAGGAGUCAACAGUGAUGAGCUGAACGCUCUUCUGUCAACUGGUCUCAUGAGCGUCUCCUGUAAUAUCAGUCUGGAUCAGUACGCUUGUUCUCCGUUGAAUGACUUUACUGCUGUAAACCUGGCAGAUCUUCUGAUGUGUCAACUAUCCAGCAACAUCAGUUCAUCAAAGGAAAUCUGGAAACUGCUCUUCACUAAAACAGAUCAGGUUCUAGAUCAAGCGCUCAUCAUCUUCUCCAGCAUGAUAGAAAAUAUGACUCAGCCAAUCAGAAGUGAGUCGCUGUCUCAAGUGCUGGAUGUGAUCGCUGAACUCAGACUGGAGCCGUUGAGUCCUGACCAAUGGAAUGUGUGGUUCAAUGAGAGUCUGAAGGCCUUUUUACCGUACGCAUCAUCCACACUAUUGCAGUGCAUGAUCAGCAAAAAGCUCAGCUGUCAAACCUACCAACAACUUCUUCAGGAUUUUAAUAUGCAGUUCCAUCUAAUGGAAGAGAUGCAGAGAAGCAACAUGACGGAGUUCUUCAUCUUGCCCUUCCUCAGAAGAAACACAACAGAUCAAGGCUGUUUGCUCAGUUCUAACAGCAGCACUGAGUGGCUUCAGAUGAACUUUGGGUUGUUUGUUCAGUUCGUGUCUCUCAGAGAUCUGCUCUUCAUCGACCCAUUCUUUAAUCCUUUGGAGACUCUGGAUUAUCUCUCUGCAGACCAAAAGGUUGAACUGAUGGUUGAUGAUCUUCCUGAACUUACAGAGAAAGAUCUGAUCAUCAAUGAAGUGUUUGAUUAUCUGCUGGUGUCACCUGUGGAACGAGGACUUCCUGAUGUUCUUCAAAUCCUGCUCAUACGCUCACAGACGACCAUUAUUCCAUGCAGUUCUUAUCUACUGAUUUUUGAGAAGUUGUUCAAUGCUUCAUCUUCUUUGCCAUCAUACAUGGAGACUCUGGUCCUUCAAAAAACUACAGAACUCAAGCAGAAUGGAGCAAAAGGCUGUAAACUUCCUCAACCUCCAACAUGUAUAUCUACAUUGGUCAAUGCUACCAGAGUCUGUGAAGGAGUCAACAGUGAUGAGCUGAACGCUCUUCUGUCAACUGGUCUCAUGAGCGUCUCCUGUAAUAUCAGUCUGGAUCAGUACGCUUGUUCUCCGUUGAAUGACUUUACUGCUGUAAACCUGGCAGAUCUUCUGAUGUGUCAACUAUCCAGCAACAUCAGUUCAUCAAAGGAAAUCUGGAAACUGCUCUUCACUAAAACAGAUCAGGUUCUAGAUCAAGCGCUCAUCAUCUUCUCCAGCAUGACAGAAAAUAUGACUCAGCCAAUCAGAAGUGAGUCACUGUCUCAAGUGCUGGAUGUGAUCGCUGAACUCAGACUGGAGCCGUUGAGUCCUGACCAAUGGAAUGUGUGGUUCAAUGAGAGUCUGAAGGCCUUUUUACCAUACGCAUCAUCCACACUAUUGCAGUGCAUGAUCAGCAAAAACCUCAGCUGUCAAACCUACCAACAACUUCUUCAGGAUUUUAAUAUGCAGUUCCAUCUAAUGGAAGAGAUGCAGAGAAGCAACAUGAUGGAGUUCUUCAUCUUGCCCUUCCUCAGAAGAAACACAACAGAUCAAGGCUGUUUGCUCAGUUCUAACAGCAGCACUGAGUGGCUUCAGAUGAACUUUGGGUUGUUUGUUCAGUUCGUGUCUCUCAGAGAUCUGCUCUUCAUCGACCCAUUCUUUAAUCCUUUGGAGACUCUGGAUUAUCUCUCUGCAAACCAAAAGGUUGAACUGAUGGUUGAUGAUCUUCCUGAACUUACAGAGAAAGAUCUGAUCAUCAAUGAAGUGUUUGAUUAUCUGCUGGUGUCUCCUGUGGAACGAGGACUUCCUGAUGUUCUUCAAAUCCUGCUCAUACGCUCACAGACGAAUCCUCUCAGCUGUCAGUCAAACCAGAUCAUUUUCAUGAAACUUGAGCAGAUCUUGAGAAGAUCAGCCGGUGAUUUGGAGCCGAUGAUCUGGAUGAGUCUUUAUAACUUUAACAGCACAGCACCUGCAGAUUGCUCAUUACUACCAAUUCCGAAUGAGUGCCAGUUGAUUCCAUACAAUGUGACUCAGGUGUGCAGUGGUGUAGACAGCUCUUCAUUACAGCAAUACUUGAACAAUGCAAACACUACACAGACGUUCUGUGACUUCAGCAUUGGACAAUACGCCUGCACACCGACGUUGAGUAUCAGCGUGAAGGAUCUUGUCUCUAUACUGGACUGUCAGCGAUCUGAAAAUGUGAUGAGCUCACCUGAAACCUGGAAACUUUUCCUCAUCAAAGUUUCACAUCUGCUUGACUCUGCUCUCAACACCAUCUACAACACGUCGAUGUGGUGGAGUGACCCGUCGGGCUCCGUUAUUCUGGAUGUGCUGCGAGAGCUGCGAUUGGACGGACUGACAGAUGACGGCGUCAUUGCGACGUGGUUGGAUGAACGUCUCAGAUCGUUCCUGCCGUUUGCUUCUGGAGCGUUCCUGCAGUGUUUGAGCCACAAAAACUUCAGCUGCCAGAACUUCCAGACAAUCGUUGCAGCGUUUGAUGCAGGAUUUGAUCGUAUGGAUGAGCUUCAGCGACAGACGACACUGACAGAAUUCAUCCUACCGUUGAUCACGAGAGAGACAGCAGAUGUGGCGUGUCCGUCCAAUGACAGCGCUCGAUGGCUCAUCAGUAAUUUUGGACAGUUUUCUACACUCCUGACUCUCAAUGAGCUGAUCGCUCUCAACCCACAACUCAACCUGUUGGAGAUCCUUGACUAUCUCUCUCCUGAGCAGUUAGCUGGACUGAUUGUUGAUGAUCGUCCAGAGAAAGAGGUGGUCAUUAAUCAAGUGUUUAUUCACCUCGCUGGGUCUCCACAGAAAAUUCCAGACGUUCUAUACUUCCUGGUUGAAAUGUCAAAGAUGAACAACAUCUCUUGUGUUUCAUACCAAGCCAUUUUCCACCGUCUGGAUCAUCUGCUGGUCAGUGUGUCAGUGGAUCUAGAGACAAUUAUUCUGAGGAGUCGAUCGGCUCUGCUGCAGGAUGUGCCACAGGGUUGUAUGAGCUACAAAGGGGCGUGUGACAUCACUCCAGUGAAUGAAACGGCAGCAUGCAGCAAUGUCAACAGCUCGGCUCUGUUGGCGUAUCUUAACUCACCUCAUAAUGGCAGUCAGCUGUGUGAUUUCAGCAUAACACAAUACUCAUGUACAGAGUUGACAGAUCUGAGCUCACAGGACCUAGCGACGGUGUUGCUGUGCAGUUUCCAUGGUAACGAGAACGUGUCAGAUGAGACAUGGAAACUUUUUGUGCAGAAGGUCAAUCCUGUGAUGGGUCCUGCAUUAGACCGACUGAGUGACACGAUGCUGAAUAAGUCCCGCCUCUCAGUCUCAUUCUUGAAUAUGAUUGGUGAGGUGACUCUGAGCACCUUCGGCUCGUCCAGUCUACAAGACGAUUUGUUUGUCCAGCACUGGUUUAACAGCAGGCUCCGCCCAUUUUUACCUCACUCAUCUGAAGCGUUUCUGUCCUGUCUCUCCACCAAAAACUUCAGCUGUGACACCUUCAGGACUGUUGUGAACAGCUUCAGUCAGAGUUAUGACCUCAUGUCCACCGAUACACAAGCCAACGCUUAUGUGGACUUCAUCAAAAUCUUCCUCUCGCUCAACUCCACUAAAGGUUGUGUGGAUGGAACUGAGAGCAGCUCUGAUUGGCUGAAGAUGAACUUUGGAGCUUUCAAUGUUUUCACAACAAUCAACGACCUGCAGACAAUCAAUCCAUCAUUCAAUGUGUUUGACACGCUGAGUCUGUUGAGCAUCAGACAGUUAGUGGAGGUGUCCAGUACUCCUGGUCUCCUGUCCACCAGUGCCGAAGCUAACCAACUGCUGUCAAUCAUACCAGACAAUCAACUCACAACGUACUACACUUCACUGUCUACAGCACUACAGGUUGAGGGUGUGUCUCUGCCUCCUCCAGUGCAGGAAGUGUUUCUACAGCAGGUGUUUGACAGAGCAAAUCUCACAACAAUAUCAGAUGCUGAGCUUCAGGUCUGGAUCCUGGACAUUCUGCCUCCAUUCAUAACAAACAUCACAGCCCAACACGUCACAGCGUACUUCAGCGUCCUUCAGGGACGACCCUGCAACAUCAGCCAACAGGGGGUGCAGCUGUUGAGCUCAUCCAUCUCCACCUUCCAACCUGCAACACAAGAUCAGAUCUACCAACAGAUCCUCAACUCUCUCCAAGGCUCCACCCCGCUGCGUUGUUAUGGUAACCAGAGUUUCUUAUCUUUCCUGCAAUCAUCCUUCAUGAGUUUCCAGUUCCCGAAUCUGAGCACGUUCCUGCUGCUGAUGCCGCCCGGCCGCGUGCCCGAGCUGAUGGAUUCGAUCUCACCAGCGGAGAUCAACACGUUACUCAGUCGUCCUGGCGCCGUGGAUGACCUUACCAAAGUCUGCCAGCUUCUCUCCACCUACCCGAAAACUCCACAGUACUUAGAGACGGAGCCCGUGUUGUCCGUGGCUUUGGGCAGACAGAUGUUGUCCUGCGUCUGGUCUCAGGUUCUGAGGAUGGUGAACCGGUCUGAGGUGGAUCAGUGGUUCGAUCAUCGACUCGUUCAGUAUCUGCCCUUCCUCACUUCACAGCUCAUCGCUCCAGACGUCAUGCGAGACUCCUCCUGCGUCUCUUUCAGCAAGUUUGUUUCUGUGAUGGGUAAAUAUAACUACAGUGCGGUGGACUUUUCUCAGAGAGACAUCUACAGCACUAUUAAAGUCUACCUGAACACCACUUCAACUCCUAAAUGUUAUAACGCAUCUCAACCCGAUCUCAACUCCACCGCCUGGUUCGCCAACUACAUCGGCACGUUCGUGAGCUUCAUCACUUUGGAUGACCUGACGCUCCUCUUCGGUUCCUCACAGCUUCAGCCGUUCACGGUCAACCUGGAGAACCUGCAGCUCUUCAAUAACGUGAACAUUCCUGAUAACGUCACCGAGUUUUACAUCACUCUGCUCUUCCAGGAGAACCCGAACUUCAACGCAUUCAAUCUUCCUGAAAAGUUUCGCUGUUUGGCUCCCGCAAGCUCUUUCCGUCAUUUGACUAUGGAGCAGUUAGACAUCGUCUCUCCCAGCUUCCAUCAGAACUGCAAGAACAUCCAACCUGACGUGUCGGCUGCUCUGGCCAGUAACGCACAAGUCCUGACGCUGGACAGCAUCCAGGCUCUGGGUCAGUCGUGUACGGGUCUAAGCACGGCUCAGCUCAACAGCGCUGGACCACAGGUUCUGCUCAGCGCUCUGUCGCUCUUCAGCACUGUGAUUGGCUGGAACCAAGACCAGGCCAUGACCAUCAUCCAAAUCCUGCUGUCGUCUAAUCUUUACCAGAUUAACAGUGCGUCCAGUCUUCAGGGUCUUGGUUCACUCAUCAUUGGCGUUUCAUCAUCUUUUAUUAACCUCAUGCCCAGCAGUGAGGUGCUCAUGUCUGUCCAAUCAGCUUCAUUUGUGACCAACGCCAUCACCUCACCCGUUAUCGUUCAACAGACUAUUGUCAAUCAGAUUAUUGCUGUGAAUACAUCACAUGAUGCCAUAGUCGAUAACGUUCCUGACCUCAUGGCAACAGAGGUCCCGCGGAUCUUCCUGAUUGAUCUUUCACCUGGUGUGGCACAAAAGAUCAAUCACAAGAAAUGGAAACAAGAACAGGCUAUUUUACUCUUUGAAACCGUUGCCAUGAAGAUCAGUGAUCCAGAAAGCAUCUCUUUUCAAGUGCUUCAGGGUUUCACAUGUACACGAGUUCAGAGCUUUACCACACUUCAGAUCAAUAAUCUGAUUCGUGGCUGCCGGCGACGCAACAAUCAGACGGUCGUCCUGCAGGAGUCACAGCUGACAUGCAUGUAUUACUACAUUAAGAGCGCUGAUCCCAGUGCAUUCUCUCAGUAUCCGGCGGAGACGCUCCUCUAUUACGAUUACUCUCUCGUUCAAACAUCUCUCUGCUCGUCGUAUUUCUCUGCGCUGGGUAAAGCCGACUUCUCAGUGUUGUCCAGCACGCUCUCCUUUAAAAAGCAAACACUAUUCAAUAAUGCCAAGGGCUGUCUGGGCAUAUCCGGCUUUAAUAUCAGUCGCGAGCAGCUGGAUGUUAUGGGAAAUAUGUGUUGUAUCCUGAGCGCUGACUACAUUGUGAACUCCAACCCAUACGUGCUGGAAAAACUCAAAGAUUGUCCAGAUUUAUCAGACGAGCAGACCUCUGCUAUAGAGACACUUCUACUGACCGGAAAGACAUCCUAUGGACCUUCAGAUAUGUGGAACAGAUCGACUCUGGACAAUCUGGGAUCUCUGUCUCUCUAUUUCACCUCUAACAUAUGGAGCAAAUUCACGCAGCCAAUCAAACAGCAGUUUCAGAAGACAUUUAUACGUGGGUUGAGGAAGAACGACAAAGAUUUAGAGAAGAAGUUAAUAAAGAUGAUGAAAGAGUCGAGCAAAAGCUCAAGAACCAAGAGAGACACUGUCACAGAAUGUACAGUAGGACAAAUAACGCAGGUGGAGGUUUACAGCAAUAUGUUUCCAUUUGACUACGACGUGACUCAGUUUAAUGUCUGUUUGAGUGUUCAAACGGUGAAGUACAACCUGGCGGCCAUCACAGAUAAAGUUUAUGACCCUCAGUAUCAGCGAAUAGUCCUGGACAAACUCAACCAGGCGUAUCCAGGCGGACUCUCUGAUGAGGUGCUGCAGGUUUUAGGCCCCACCUCCCGCGUGGCCACGUCCAGUGACAUCACAAGUUGGAACGUGACGAAGAUCGACACGCUUGCGUCUCUGAUGAACUCGCGCAAUGGAGACUGGGACCCAGUGUUGGUGUCUCUGAUCGUCAGUAAAUAUUUGGGUGUGAAAGGAAACAGCCUUGGCAUCGCUGAACUCAACUCGCUGGGAUCAAACGUUUGUGCCCUCGACACAAAUGUGCUGAACGGCAUCGCAACAGCCAGUGUGGAACGGGCGAGUGCUCUUGCGCUGACCAACUGCACUUUAGAGAAGAAGAAAAUAAUGUUCAGCAUCGCUCAUACUGCAUUCAGCCCAACAAACAGACGCGGUACAGACAGAAUCAGCCUUACAACAUACCAGCUCAUCCAAUCUUACCUCGGUGGUGCUAAUACUACAUUUGUUUAUAAACUGGUCAAUUCUGACGUCAAUAUGGAUGUGCCGACCUUUAUGAGUCUGGAUCAGAGCGUCAUCAAUGUGCUGAAUGUGACUGAUGUGAAGAAUUUGUUGGGGGUGAAUGUCGGAGAUCUGAAGACGUAUGAAAGCGCGUCACAGAUACAGGAGUGGGUUAGACUGCAGCUGCAGUCGGAUCUGGACACGCUCAAGAUCGGACUCAAGGGCGGCAGGAACGCCACGUUAACCACGGCCAAACCUUCUGUCAGCAUCAGCACCACUAAAGGCAAAGUCACAGGAGCGAACACUGUCGCCACUACAGGCGCUGGUUUCAGAGUUUGGCCACCUGUGUGUCUGCAGCUCCUCCUAUUGGCAGUUACCAUGAUGGUGCUGCACUGAUGUCAUUGUUAUACCUCUGGAUUUACUCUCUCUUUCUCUCACAUAUUUAAGAGUUUCUGCACUUUAAUGUAUUAUAAUGUCUUUUAUUACUCUGGUUAAGGAGAAUAUUUAAGCCCAGAGACCUCACGAGAGAGAAAGCGAUAAAGGCUUUUCGAGUUUCCUCCUGUGAGGUCUCUCCACGCUUAAUUUUAGUUCAUCUUCCUACAACCUUCACUAGGAAGAUCAUAACAGAAGAAAUGAAAUAAACAAUUAUGACCUACAUUUACAAUGACCUACAUUUACAUCUGUGUACAAAUCAAGUCUUUUAAUAAAUUAUAUUCAAAUA
Molecule: messenger RNA, 12298 nt
Organism: Misgurnus anguillicaudatus (oriental weatherfish)
Lineage: Eukaryota; Metazoa; Chordata; Actinopteri; Cypriniformes; Cobitidae
Source: RefSeq, a predicted model, not a curated record